AUGGGGGACACGACUCGUUUAGAAAAUGAGCCGGGACGGCCAGAAAUCGAAGGAGUGCUACCGCAGCCGUCUGCCGCCGCCGACGAGGAGGAAAAAGCCCCCAUCCAGCGCACCAAUUCGCGGGCACCCUACUCUGUGCACUCGAAGACGGUCAAACGUCUGCUGGUGCUCGCCGCGUCGGCGACGGCCAUCUUCUCACCCAUCUCGGCCCAGAUAUACCUGCCCGCGCUGAUCCCCAUCGCCAAGAGCCUGCACGUCAGCGCCGCCAAGGUCAACCUGACCAUCACCACGUACAUGGUCUUCCAGGGCAUCACGCCCAUGUUUGUCGGCUCGCUCGCCGACGCGGGUGGCCGUCGCCCCGCCUACAUCGUGUGCUUUGUUAUUUACCUGGCCGCCAACAUCGGCCUGGCCCUCGCGCCCAACUACGGCGCCGUGCUCGCCCUACGCUGCCUGCAGUCGGCCGGGUCGAGCAGCACCGUCGCGCUGUGCACGGCUGUCGUCGCGGACGUGGUUACGUCGGCGGAACGAGGGCAGUACGUCGGCUUUACCGUUCUGCCCACCGUCCUCGCGCCGUCGCUAGGCCCCGUUCUGGGAGGCGUGCUCUCGCAGUAUCUCGGCUGGCGCUGGAUAUUCUGGGUCUUGGCGAUCGCGGCGGGCGUUGCUCUCCUGUUGAUUGUUGCCCUUUUCCCGGAAACCUGUCGACGAAUUGUUGGAGACGGCUCAAUCAUGCCACCGCCAAUUUAUCGCUCCCUUUUACAAACGAUCCGUGUGCGCAAGGAGAAUCGUAAAAUGAAUGAAACAGCCGAUCUCGAAGGAGCUUCUGCGGCAGCCACUAGUGCUAGUGAGGCCAAGUUCAAAUUCAAGCCGCCAAAUGUCCUCGAAGCGGUGAUGAUGCUCUUCCGUCGCGCAUCCGGACUCCUUCUCUGGUCCAGCGCCAUCAUAUUUGCUGGAUUUUACUGCAUCACGGCCGCCAUGCCUGUUCUCCUCCACAGACGCUAUCACUUGAACGAGACGCAGGUCGGCCUCAUGUAUCUGCCCAUCGCGGGGGGCUCCAUCAUUGCUGCAUUUGCCGCCGGCCGCUUAAUGACGUGGAACUACAAGCGUCACUGCGCCAUGGCCGGACUUCCAUUCGAUCGCAGCCGCCAGAUGGACAUGACGAACUUUCCCAUCGAACGGGUCCGCCUGGAAAUCGGUAUUCCGCUCGUGCUACUUGCGGGUGCGUGCCUCAUCUCAUGGGGCUGGGCCAUACACUUCCACGCGCAUAUUGCGGUACUGUGCGUAAUCAUGGUAUUUCUCGGAAUCGGGCUCAUCGGAAUGACCAACUCGAUGAACGUGCUCCUGGUGGACAUGCAUCCAGGCAAGGCAGGCACUGCGACGGCGGCCAAUAACCUGACGAGGUGUCUGAUUGGUGCUGGCGCGACGGCGGCUAUUAUCCCAUUAGAGAGAGCAAUCGGCGUCGGAAAAGCAUUUUCGAUUGUAGGCAUCUUGUACUUUAUCUGCGUUACACCACUGGCACUGCUCGCGCUCAAGGGCAUGAAGUGGAGGCAAAUGCAGAAAAAGGCACAGGGUGCAUGA
Akanthomyces muscarius is the source of this 1575-nucleotide messenger RNA. RefSeq lists its product as uncharacterized. Gene Ontology annotation, molecular function: transmembrane transporter activity. The transcript has a single exon. Bases 1 to 1575 code for a protein of 524 amino acids. Gene Ontology annotation, biological process: transmembrane transport. Lineage: Eukaryota; Fungi; Ascomycota; Sordariomycetes; Hypocreales; Cordycipitaceae. The record is from RefSeq and is a predicted model, not a curated record.